UCGAGACGCGCUCCGGAGCAGAUAUCGAAGAACCCUACUUCAUGGCCAAGGCGCAACAGCCACCGUGGGUGGUACAAUUCAACGGAUGCCGCCGCUGGGACGAGACGCCGGACAUGCCGGUGCUGCAAGGGAAACUAUGCCUCGGCCUGGACGGAGACUGGUCGCUCAUGCUCGACGAGGUUACCAGCGGGUGCUCCCUCGUGAGCUUCGCUGACAUGUCGCGCUCGGCCCCCACCGUGAUCGAUCUUCCACCGUUGCCCGAGGACGCGCGGAAGCCGGACCUACUGUUCGGCUGCGCGCUCUCGUCGCAGACCCCACCCGACUGCACCGUUGUGCUCAGCUUCAUCAGGGCGAGGUUCCUCCUCCACUGCCGCCCCGGUGACGCAGGGUGGUCCAGACUCCCGGUGGAGCUUGUUCAGAAUAACGACCAGUUCGACGGCCCCAUAACCCCUGGCCGCCAGGGGAAGGUGUACGCGACGACCAUGGCGUCCUUGGUGGUUGUCGAUGCGUCCGGCCCGGCGCCAGUGGUUGAGAGGGCGGACAUGACGCGUCCGCCGCCGUGCCCAGUGCACAAUGGAUACAAGUGCUACCCGGUGCCAUGUCCCGGUGGCGAGCUCUUCUUGGUGCGCUGCUGCCUCUAUGGGUGCCCGGUGGAGGUGGUGGAUGUGAAGGUUUUCCGAUGGAACGAUGAGGGCAAUGCAUGGGAAACGGUGGACACCAUCGGCGAUAGAACUUUUUUUGUAGGCAACUUUAUUUUUGCGGUCCAGUCAGCGGCUGAAGCAGGAACUCAGCCCAACUGUAUCCAUGUGCUACGCGAGGUUUGUGGUGGAUUUGGUAUCUACACCGUGUCUCUGGAUGAUAUGACCAUUCGGCUCAGCAUAGUCGAGGGAUCUGACGAUGAUGGUCAGGAAGUUUUCUGGGCUCUUUCUACUAGCUUCGGUCUGGAAGCAGCACGAAUCAUCGACACUUCUGAUGAUGUCUCCAAUGAAGUGAUGCAAACAAGAAUUGAACAUUGUUGUGGAGAGCAAGAAAAAGAGGACACGGGGAUGAGCGCUGCGGCCUCUCGAGAGGAGAGGCAGUGGCGUGAUCUCCAUACCGACUUAUUGCAGUUACUAGUACCCAAGAUUUCAUUCAUCGAUUUCCUACACCUGAAAGUUGUCUGCAAGCAGUGGAACUUCAUUAAGAGCCCGAUCCAGAAUGCAAAAGUGUCACCAUUGCUCAUGACAACUCAGCCAGCAGGAAGGACCAAGGAGGAUCUUGUCGAGAUCUUCGAUCCAGUGAGCGAGAAGAAGUAUAGUAUCAGGUUAAAUAUCCCUACUUCAGGUCUCCAAUUUCAAGGAUCGCAGUUACUGCAUUUCACAAAGAACGGUUGGGUCAUCGUAUCGAGAGGCGGCGACCACAUGAUCUUCCUAGUGAAUCUGUUCAAGAACUACCCUAAUGGUGGCCAUGUGAUCGCUCUUCCACCUUUGGAUAUCCUUGGUCUCAGAGGAUUGUCAUUUUCUUCGGUGUCGGGUUCUCCGGACUUCAUGGUCCUUGCCGCAGGAUCUACCCCAAACGGCGAAGUUGUCAUGAUAAAGACAUGGCGAAUGGGAGAUGAAGAUUGGAAGGAUGAAUCCGCAGGCCACGACAACGUGACCUUCUUCAUGGCAUCUCACAGUCCCGUCUUCCUGGAUGGACUCUUCUAUUUUCUGGACAUCAAUGGCAGGCUUGGGGUGGUGGACCCGAACGAGGACGAAAUGGAAUGGAACAUCCUCGAAAAGCCGAAUCAACCGAUACGCGGAAGCGUUGAGGUGCAUUCUAGGGAAUAUUAUUAUAACUAUCUGGUGGAGUGGAAGGGGGAGUUGAUCGCCAUUAUCAGAGAGAACGGCGAUGAUGGGUCUGUCAGAACGUUCAAGCUCGAUCGGUCUCGGAUGGUUUGGUCCGAGUUGGAAGGCUUGGAGGACGCGGCCGUGUUUUGGGAUAGGAGCAAUGCUCUGAUUGUUGUGCCACCUACAGGAGAAGAUUCAUGUAACAAGAUGUUCCUCCCGAACUAUAGUGAGAUCAACAGUGGUGGCAGGACGCAGGCGUUCUACUCAUUCCAGGAGCAAUGCUACCGCCCUUCCUUCUAUGCCAAGGAGCCCAUGAACGCAAUAUGGUUCCAGCCAGACUUGGACCUAUACUUACAGUGACUUACCAGUAGUGCAUGUUACUUUUAGUUUUCUUACUUCACACUAGUAAGCGUGCACGUGCACGCACGUAUAACCGUGAGAAAAAAAUCUCAUGUAUAAACAUAUUUUUUGCAUGUAUUACGUAGGAUGUGGAUUCUGCGAAAAGGAAGUUAAGUACUUCCGGGGAAUGGAGA
This is a messenger RNA of Triticum aestivum (bread wheat), 2341 nucleotides long. RefSeq lists its product as uncharacterized. NCBI's taxonomy places the organism in Eukaryota, Viridiplantae, Streptophyta, Magnoliopsida, Poales, Poaceae. The transcript has 3 exons. The coding region runs from base 42 to 2168 and encodes 708 amino acids. The record is from RefSeq and is a predicted model, not a curated record.